CGCGGAGUUCACACAUUACUGAUCAUAAUAAGUUCGUUUCAAUCGGUUAUUUGUGUCUUGUGUCCAAUCGUGUUCAAUAGUGUUUUGUGGCAAGACUUAGAAAAUGUCGAAAAGAAAAUUAGAAACUUCAGCGUCAGAUGCAGUAGAAGCAAAAAAACAAAAAGAAAUUGAAUACUCGUCAAACAUCUACUUGGAAUCAAUCGAGAUCGGCGACAAACAUGGAAUUGUCAUUGGCUACGUUGAAACAAUUUUUGACGAAGAAGAACACACGACGAGGGAUCAAUCUCGCACGUUUAAGCUGCGAAAAUUUCUUCUCAACAACACUAUGGGUUACAAAAUUCAAUGUCAUGCAUACAACGACAAUAUUAGAAAAUUUAUGCCAGAUUUGAAAGAACGAGAGAAAAUAAUGAUUACAGAUGCGCAAAUUAUAGCUAAAACAAGAUUUUCGCAAGGAACAGCUCCGUUCGACAUCAAUUUGAUAUUGACGUCACAAAUCGAAAAACUUGGCACCUUCGUGCCGACAAAAAAAAUUAAAAAAGUAACCUUCCAAGACGUUAAACAUUCAUUGGGAAACGUUAUAAACAUCCAAGGAUAUUUAAGAAGCACGUUUCGCUACGUAAACAAUAAAACUACCACAGAAUCAGUAGCAACAAUCACGGAUGGGCAAUGGAAAUUAAUAAUUUCGAUUUCUACAAGCGAAACGUUGAAUUUCGAAAGAGGAUCGAAAUUGGAUAUAACAGGAGAAUUAGACUACAAAGAUGACGAUUUCCAUCUAAACAUUUUAAACAUUAAAAACAUAUCGGUCAUCGAGGGAUCAACGAUGGAUUUGGAAGACUUGAUAAAAGGCAGUAAACGUAUCGUGAGAAAUUAAUACAUGACAUAUUUUUUUUUCUA
Messenger RNA from Trichogramma pretiosum, 894 nucleotides. RefSeq lists its product as uncharacterized. The transcript is spliced from 5 exons. The record is from RefSeq and is a predicted model, not a curated record. The coding region runs from base 104 to 871 and encodes 255 amino acids. NCBI's taxonomy places the organism in Eukaryota, Metazoa, Arthropoda, Insecta, Hymenoptera, Trichogrammatidae.